AUACACUUCGAACCAACCAGAAACCAACAUGUACUCUCUUCUAUAUAUUUCAAUACUUUAUUGAAAAGAAAAAGAAAAAAAAUACCAAGUCUGAUAGCUACGGAAAUGGACAGUGAGAGAGGGAAAGGAAUGCCGUAAGAAGAAAGGAAAGGAAAGGAGAGAGCAGUACUUACACACACAUACCACUCUGUAUAUUUAGGAGUAGUGGGAAGACCCAAAAGAAACCAAAAAGAAAGAAACAAAAACAAAGCACAAAAGAAAAGGAAAACUUUGCUUAUGCUAGCUUAUACUUAUGCUUAGUAGGAUAAAAAGACUCAUCCCAUCCUCCCCAUUCCACCCCCACAAAGUUUGUGGCAGAAAUCAAAACCUACCCAAGUUUUAGAGAGAGAAAGCCAAACCGAGACCACCCUUCUCCCCCCCCUCUCUCUCUCUAACUUCCUUGAUAUCCAUUUUAUGAUCACCCCUUUUUGCCCAGAGGAAGCAUAUAUAUAUAUAUAUAUACAUAUAUAAUCCAAGUGUUUGAUCCUUUUCUUUAUGUCUUGCCUUUUCAUCUUUAUAUGAAAGAAAAAAGAGAUGAUUAGGGAACAAGCUUAAAGUCCUUUCAAUUUCAAACUUGUUUUGUACUAGCUAUUUCAUAAACAUAUAUAUAGAGAGAGAGAGACAUAUAUAGAGAGAGAGAGCGAGAAAUGUUUGGGAAGAAAUUAGAAGAGUUUGGGGAGUGUUCUCAAAGUAUCCAUAACCUCCAAGGCUACCAAGAACAAUUGAUGUUUCAACAGAUGCAACAACAAAAUAGUAGUAUUGAUGCAUAUAUAGGCGGUGGUGGAGGAGGUGGUGGUGGUGGUAGAUCAGGAUUGACCUACCCUGAAGUGUCUCAAAUCCUACCAUGGUCACUCCCACCGGUUCACAGCUUCAAUCCGGUUCAUUUCCCUUCGAACCCGGUUCGAGACCACGACCCAUUUCUGCUUCCCCCACCACCAUCACCCUAUGGGGCCUUAUUCAACCGAAGAUCAUCUCCUGCUCUACAGUUUGCUUAUGACGGCACAUCUUCAGACCACCUCAGGCUCCUAUCCGAUACACUCGGUCACUCGGGUCAACCCGGUUCUGCUCCAUUUGUUCUCCAAGCCGAGUUGGGUAAAAUGUCUGCUCAGGAAAUCAUGGAUGCCAAAGCUCUUGCUGCCUCCAAGAGCCACAGUGAAGCUGAAAGAAGAAGAAGAGAGAGAAUCAAUAACCAUCUUGCUAAGUUGCGCAGCUUGCUACCCAGCACCACCAAAACGGACAAGGCUUCAUUGCUAGCAGAAGUGAUACAACAUGUGAAGGAGCUCAAGCGCCAGACAUCUGUGAUAGCCGAAUCGAGUCCGGUCCCGACGGAGCUCGACGAGUUAACUGUGGAUGCCUCCGACGAGGACGGUAUGUUUGUGAUCAAAGCUUCACUUUGCUGCAAAGACAGGUCUGAUCUCUUGCCUGACCUCAUCAAGACCCUCAAAUCUCUGAGACUAAGAACACUCAAAGCCGAGAUCACGACGCUCGGCGGGCGUGUCAAGAAUGUGUUGUUCAUCACCGGCGAAGAAGAUUCGAACAGCGACGAUCAACAACAGCAACAGCAACAAUUCUGCAUAAGUUCGAUACAAGAAGCACUUAAAGCAGUGAUGGAGAAAACUAACGGAGACGAGUCUUCUUCAGGGAGUAUUAAAAGACAAAGAACCAAUAUGAAUAUCCUUUAAGUAACCAGGAUCUCACUCUUCUUUUUUUUAAAUCUUUUUUGUGUGUGCUUUUUGGGUGUGUUAAUGUGUUUUAUGUAUUUUCAUGAUCAUCACUCUGAAACAUGAUAUACAUAUAUAUAUAUAUAUAUAUAUAUAGAGAGAGAGAGAGAGAGAGAGAGAGAGAGGGAGGGAGGUUGUUAAGAGAGAGAAAAGACAGGGAAGGAUCUUUUUCGUGAGGAGAGAAACCUCAUAUCAAGUCCUAAGAUAGAAAAUGUGGGCAUUGAAUGCUGUUUUGAUCCGGUUUGGACGCAAAUAUGCAGUUUGGGGAUUGUUUGUUUUGUAGUGUAGUGAUUUUCUUGUUCUAUCUCUGUGUGUAGUCAGAGUGUGGCAUUGUGUGUAAUGAUCAUAUAAGAAUGGUGGUGACGAUACAGUUCUCGUCAUAUGCUACGUCCCCACCAUUAUCAACUUCUUCCAAUCCGUACAAUGUUGGCAAAGGCUUCCAGCUCUCAGUGUCCAGUAGAGAAAGAAAAAAAAAAACAAAACAAAACAAAACCCUAGUGAGGCAUGCAAGGUCAGAGCUUGUGAUGGACUGAGAUUGUGGGAUUAUAUGUCUAUGAUAUGAUAUAUAUAACUUGAUUUUCUUCUU
Messenger RNA from Cornus florida, 2346 nucleotides. RefSeq names its product transcription factor bHLH30. The coding region runs from base 687 to 1721 and encodes 344 amino acids. Gene Ontology annotation, molecular function: protein dimerization activity; DNA-binding transcription factor activity. NCBI's taxonomy places the organism in Eukaryota, Viridiplantae, Streptophyta, Magnoliopsida, Cornales, Cornaceae. Gene Ontology annotation, biological process: regulation of DNA-templated transcription. The transcript is spliced from 2 exons. The record is from RefSeq and is a predicted model, not a curated record.